Exserohilum turcica Et28A is the source of this 1125-nucleotide messenger RNA. RefSeq lists its product as uncharacterized. The coding region runs from base 103 to 1125 and encodes 340 amino acids. The transcript is spliced from 5 exons. Lineage: Eukaryota; Fungi; Ascomycota; Dothideomycetes; Pleosporales; Pleosporaceae. The record is from RefSeq and is a predicted model, not a curated record.
GGCGAGACUACCAGGUGUCAGCAGAGAAACAUACUGUCGAUAUUGUAUCUUCUAAAGUGCCAAUAGUUAUCCAGUAGCUCUAGCACUUAAGCGAUAAUCAUUAUGGCGACUUUGACACAUCCGGAAUGGAAUCAAGAAACUGGAGGGUUGGAGGUUGCAAAAGCGUUUGCUGACAAGAUUCGUGGAAAGAAUGUGCUCAUUACCGGCGUAUCUCCCGAAAGUAUUGGUUCUGCAAUCGCCCUUGCCAUUGCUUCUCAAGCACCCGCCCUCUUGAUACUCGCCUCGCGCACCGAAUCUAAGCUCGAGGAAGUACGCAAGACGAUUCAAGAUGCCUACCCUGAAGUCGUGACCAAGAUCGUGAUCCUAGACUUGAUGUCCCAAGACUCCGUGAGAACAGCUGCGACAAGCAUCUCACAGUUGACGGAUCGUUUGGACCUCAUGAUCAAUAACGCGGCCUUGAUGACCCAGAACCGCGAGACCUCCAAGGAAGGCAUCGAAGGCCAGUUUGCUAUCUGCCAUAUUGGCCACUUUCUGCUCACCAACCUUCUCUUGCCCCAGCUGCUGAAGUCCGCUGCAUCGUCUACUCUAGGAGCAACACGCGUUGUCAAUCUCACAUCACUUGGCCACCGUCUGAGUCCUGUACGCUUCUCAGACUACAAUCUAGAGAAAAGCAACGAUGAGGUGCCAGAAGAGGAGCGACACCCGCCACUGCCUUCCAUAUUUGCCCAGGCUGUUGGAUCCACCAAAUACAAUGGUAUGAUAGCAUAUGGGCAGGCGAAAACUGCAAACAUUUUGUUCUCUGUGGGUAUAAAUGAGAAGCUUGGGAGCAAGGGAGUUAGAAGUUAUGCUGUUCACCCCGGAUCAAUAUGGACUGGCCUCGGUCGCAAUCUGGAUCAAAAGGCCAUAGAUGCAAUUGGAAAGACAAGUGCUUUUUGGAAGAACCAUGAUCAAGGUGCUGCAACCGUAUUGGUCGCAGCGCUGGAUCCAGCUUUGGACGAUCCAAAAGGUAUCUUGCUCCACGACUGCCAAAUGUGCGACGCAAUGCCGUUUGCCACUAAUGUAAAAUUUGCCGAAAAGUUGUGGACUUUGAGCGAGAAGCUUGUGCGAACAAAUUUCAAAUUAUGA